CAACAUGAUGCAAGCUGAGUUCAGGCACACAGGAAGUCUUGUCAUGCACAGCUGGCCCGGUGACAGGAAGCAUGACAAACGACCUUUGCCGGAUGGGAGGGGGAAACAACAUCAGCCCACCUGCCAAAGAAGUCAAGAGAACCGCUAACAGGGGAAGCAACAAGGGCAAACAAUGACACCACAUCCAAACCUUCACAAAGGACAAUACUGACUCGGUGGCGCUAGUGUCAACCGCGCUGUCAAUCAAACGCUUUGCCUCCCCGUGAUUGGCUGCCCGGCUCCCUCGGCCCCGCCCCCAGCGUUGAAAUGACACCGUGGGAAAGGCGAGCGCCUCAAAGCCGAGCAAACUUUUUGGCGGCGCGCAUCAGCGAAGUGACGGAGGAAGGAUUAUUGUCAGACAUGAAGAGGAAUCACGACUUCAGCUCGUCGGACAGCGAGCUGGACGACGCCAUCGAGGUGGAGAAGGAGAGCGCGGAUGAGAAUGGGAAUAUUCGCUCUCCUCUCGGCUCCAUGUCGCCUACCACUUCCACUCAGGUGCAGGCGAGGAAGAGGCGACGAGGAAUCAUUGAGAAACGUCGUCGUGACAGAAUCAACAACAGCCUCAGUGAGCUGCGCAGACUUGUGCCCAGCGCCUUUGAGAAGCAGGGUUCUGCCAAGUUGGAAAAAGCGGAGAUUUUGCAGAUGACCGUGGACCACCUGAAGAUGCUUCAUGCUGCUGGAGGCAAAGGGUUCUUUGACGCCCACGCCCUGGCCAUGGAUUACCGCGGUUUGGGUUUCAGGGAGUGCCUGGCGGAGGCGGCCCGCUAUCUCAGCAUCAUGGAGGGUCUGGACAACACCGACCCCCUGAGGAUCCGCCUGGUGUCGCACCUGAACAGCUAUGCCAGCCAGCGCGAGGCGGGCCUCAACCACCUAUCCUGGGGUUCUGCCUUCGGGUCGCCGCCCGCCCACCUGACCCACCCGCUCCUCCUGCGCCAGCAGGCCGCCUCCCUAGCCCCGCCUCGGAGCGUCAGCAGCAGCCCCAUAUCGUCGUCCUCUUCCUCCUCGUCCCCCGCAGAGACGCACCCGGCAGGUCGGCGCAGCGCAAGUGGCACCCCUCACUCGGACCAAGCACCUGUGCGCACCCCGUCCGCGGCCCCCGCCCCCGUUCUCCACCCGACCAAGCUCUCCGCUCCCCUCCUUUCAUCAAUUUCCGCGUUCCCUUUCCCAUUCGGCGCCUUCCCGCUCAUCUCCCCCGUCGCCGCCCUCAGCCCCCCGGCCCCGACGACACCCACUGUGGGCAAACCAUACAGACCCUGGGGGAUGGAGAUCGGAGCUUUUUGACUGGCACUCACGCAAUCCAUGUAUAGACUCGCAAAGCCCAGCUGAGCUGGACUCCUGCUAAAAAAAAUACUAUUUUUUUCGUAUUUUCUUGUGUUUUUACGAGGAGGGGGCGCCGCCCUUUAAGAAGAGUGAUUUAUCCUGUCCAUUGAUGCCCACCUGCCCCCACUUGUCUUCUUUAAAGGACUUCUGAGACGAUCAGGAAUGACUUUUCCAGAUGGUCAAGCGGUCGUGUGUCACCCCCACCCGCCCAAAACCACCAUCCCACCCUUUUGUUUUCCCUUUCAGCUGAGUCUCGGUGCCCCCCACCCCCACCCCAGACCCACCCUUGCACUGAGAAGAGGUCCUCCUUUGACAGCAGUUUAUAGGGUGGAAUAAACACAAACCAGGUGUUGCGUUAGCGCCGACACAACGCACACAAACAACCAAAAACCACCUGUAAAGAUACUAUCUAGUUUGUAUAUUCUGGCGUCAUCUCUUGCUGCCGGUGCUUCAUGACAUCUUCCCUCAAUAAACAAUCUCUGAUAAAUCUUCUGUGUGAUCUGGUUUGCCAUCAGAAGACAACAAGGCGACGUUCUCUCUCUCUCUGUCUCUCUCUCUAGUGUCCACACAGGAAGCCAUUAACAAGGAGGGGAUAUCCUGGACAAUAGCAGCCCCCACUGUGCAACCACCGCGUGGGAACAAGCUAAGAAAGAAAAUGAUAGAGAAAAAACAGCCACCAGAUUUGAUACACCUGCACAAAAUUUGAUACACAGUGACUUCACUAUUAAAGUGGGUGACAUUGUUGUCACCAGGAAAGAUGAGGUCACCUAGCGAGGUUCCAUUCUAGAGGCUAAUCUUUCCUGUGAUAAAAUGGCAACCAAGGUAAUCAAAAAAGUCAACCAACGAAUGAUAUUCCUCUACAGAAUCUCCUCUCUGGUCAACAAAAGCACCACGAAGAUUCUAGCGGGAACUCUCGUUCAACCCUUUUUCGAUUACGCUUCCACCUCCUGGUACCCUAGCACCUCCAAAACCCUCUAUUCUAGACUCCAAACAUCCCAGAACAAGCUAGUCAGGUUACUUCUCCACCCCAGAUCCCACCUCACUCUUACCCACUUCUCCAAAGUGGGCUGGCUCAGGGUGGAGGACAGAGUAAAACAACUUGCACUGAGCCUAGUCUAUAAAAUUCGCUACACCUCCCUGAUAUCGAAGUACAUGUCAAACUACUUCCAAACUACCGUCCAAAAGUUUGGAGUCACCC
Messenger RNA from Entelurus aequoreus (snake pipefish), 2557 nucleotides. It is a transcript of the gene hey1, whose product is annotated as hes-related family bHLH transcription factor with YRPW motif 1. The coding region runs from base 307 to 1320 and encodes 337 amino acids. Gene Ontology annotation, molecular function: RNA polymerase II cis-regulatory region sequence-specific DNA binding; DNA-binding transcription factor activity, RNA polymerase II-specific; protein dimerization activity. The transcript has 7 exons. The record is from RefSeq and is a predicted model, not a curated record. Gene Ontology annotation, cellular component: nucleus. Gene Ontology annotation, biological process: anterior/posterior pattern specification; circulatory system development; Notch signaling pathway. NCBI's taxonomy places the organism in Eukaryota, Metazoa, Chordata, Actinopteri, Syngnathiformes, Syngnathidae.